CAGUGGACCUAACAUCGCCUUACUUUGUGGACAUGGGAGACAUGGGGGAUCCGCCGAAAAAGAAGCGGCUGGUGUCUCUGUGCGUGGGCUGCGGGAACCAGAUCCACGACCAGUACAUCCUGCGGGUCUCCCCGGACCUGGAGUGGCACGCCGCCUGUCUCAAAUGUGCCGAGUGCAGCCAGUACCUGGACGAGUCGUGCACGUGCUUCGUCAGGGACGGAAAGACUUAUUGUAAACGGGACUACAUCAGGUUAUACGGGAUUAAAUGCGCUAAAUGCAAUAUCGGCUUCAGUAAGAACGACUUCGUGAUGAGGGCCCGCUCCAAGGUCUACCACAUCGAGUGUUUCCGCUGCGUGGCCUGCAGCCGGCAGCUCAUACCAGGUGACGAGUUUGCUCUGCGGGAGGACGGGCUUUUCUGCCGGGCGGACCACGACGUGGUUGAACGGGCCAGCCUGGGCCCCGGAGACCCGCUCAGUCCUCUUCACCCCGCUAGACCGCUGCAGAUGGCAGCAGAACCAAUCUCGGCCCGGCAGCCGGCGCUGCGGCCCCACGUCCACAAACAGCCGGAGAAGACCACCCGGGUCCGGACGGUGUUAAACGAGAAGCAGCUGCACACGUUGCGGACUUGCUACAACGCCAACCCGCGGCCCGAUGCCCUAAUGAAGGAGCAGCUUGUGGAGAUGACCGGCCUCAGCCCGCGAGUGAUCCGGGUCUGGUUCCAGAACAAGCGGUGCAAGGACAAGAAGAGGAGCCUGCUGAUGAAACAGCUGCAGCAGCAGCAGCCCAAUGACAAGACGAACAUCCAGGGAAUGACGGGCACCCCAAUGGUGGCGGCCAGUCCGGAGCGACAUGACGGCGGCAUCCAGGCCAACCCGGUGGAGGUGCAGAGCUACCAGCCACCCUGGAAGGUCCUCAGUGACUUCGCCCUGCAGAGCGACAUCGAUCAACCGGCCUUCCAGCAACUGGUCAGUUUCUCGGAGGGAGGACCGGGUUCGAACUCGACGGGCAGUGAGGUAGCGUCCAUGUCGUCUCAGCUUCCGGACACGCCGAACAGCAUGGUGUCCAGUCCCAUCGAGGCCUGAGCAGACGCUGCAUGGACGGACUGAACUGAACACACAGCCCCUGUUCAUCCCAUCCCUCCCGACUGCACCAAACAACCCCCUGGUUGUAUUUUGACACUGUGAAGACAAUCAUGGGAUUUUAUCAUAGCCACCCAAUCUAAUGUAUUGGAUGGACAUUAGAAUGUCCAUGUCCAUCCAUGCUUCAUCAUGGCCGGUGCUGCCCGUUCACACGCCUGGUUACAGUUGCCAAAACGAGAAGACAUGAACAUGACUCCAUCGAUAAAUGGGACCUCUGAGUAGGAGAGAAAUUUAUACUUCAACUACAUCUAAAAUCCUGUGCGCUACUUUGAAUAGAAAAUAAUGACUGGUGAUUUUUUUUUAAUUCAUGAACGCACUUCAUCAUAUAAUAGAGCAUUUGGAGGGGAACAGUACUGCUUUUCUUCACUUAAUUACACGAUUUCCUACAUGACCCAAGUACUAAAGCAUUUGCAACAAGGUAUACCUCUAUUUUGCCACAAGCUUCGUGGGACAUUUGUGUGAGUUAGUGUCUGUCCGAAAAUAUUUUUUUUCUUUCCCAAAGAUGUGUAAAUUAAUAAUAAGUUAAAAAAUACCGUUAGCUCUGGAAGAAAUUGUUUCGUUUGUUCCCGUGCAACAAGAAUUAUUUAUUAUUUAUUGUCGACAAAUUUGCCACCGUUUGUGUAUCUUUCUUAACUGAAGUAAA
This is a messenger RNA of Xiphias gladius (swordfish), 1782 nucleotides long. It is a transcript of the gene isl1a, whose product is annotated as ISL LIM homeobox 1a. NCBI's taxonomy places the organism in Eukaryota, Metazoa, Chordata, Actinopteri, Istiophoriformes, Xiphiidae. Gene Ontology annotation, cellular component: nucleus. The coding region runs from base 33 to 1082 and encodes 349 amino acids. The transcript has 6 exons. The record is from RefSeq and is a predicted model, not a curated record. Gene Ontology annotation, molecular function: DNA-binding transcription factor activity, RNA polymerase II-specific; cis-regulatory region sequence-specific DNA binding. Gene Ontology annotation, biological process: positive regulation of transcription by RNA polymerase II; axonogenesis; neuron fate specification.